Molecule: messenger RNA, 1254 nt
Organism: Cicer arietinum (chickpea)
Lineage: Eukaryota; Viridiplantae; Streptophyta; Magnoliopsida; Fabales; Fabaceae
Biological process (GO): regulation of transcription by RNA polymerase II; DNA repair
Cellular component (GO): transcription factor TFIIH holo complex
Source: RefSeq, a predicted model, not a curated record
CUGUGGCCUCUAUUGUAUAUCAGAAAUUAGUUGGAUUCCAUUCGCACUUAAAUCAACUUCCCGCCGGACAACGCUGCCGGAGUUGAUCAUCGUCCUCUGCCGCCACAGACUGCCACAUAUUCCGUUCAGGGUAUAAAGGUUGAUGAUCUCAAGACCAAUCAUUUUGCCCUUGUACUGAAGGAAGGCUUCGGGGCCAGUUGUUGGUAGAAUAUUAUAACACUUCUUGAAGAAAGUGGUUAUAAAUUUACUGCCAUAGGUUUAACUGAUCCUGGGUUCAUUCAUUUGAUACAAAUUACAUUACAAGUCUGUCCCUAUAUAUGAGGCCAGUAACAUCGUUGACGAACUUCUGAAGGUGAGAAGAAGAAGGGAGGAAAAGGAACUUGUGAGGAAAAGGAACUUGGCAAUAGGAGAAUGGUGCUCCCUAGUACCAAUCCCCACAAUAAGGAGAUGGCCAUCAGGAGGAGGAUUGCUAGCAUAUUCAAUAAACAUGAAGAUGAUUUUCCAUCUUUGAGAGAGUACAAUGAUUACAGGGAGGAAGUAGAAGACAUGACGGUUAACUUGAUUGAAGGAAUAGAUGUUGCUGUUAUUGAAGCAUAUAUUGCUAAAUACCAGGAAGAAAAUGCAGAACAAAUAAUGGUUAAUCGAGCCCGAAAGGCUGAAGAAUUAGCUGCAGCUAUGGCAGCAAUCAAGGGACAACCUGUCCAAACUGAUAAUGAUGAUGCAAGCCAAAAUUCUCAAGCAGGAUUUGGUGCUGUUCCUCAGGGGCAGUAUGCACCUACAUUUGCAGGAGGACAGCCUAGACCCACAGGCAUGGGCCCGCAACCCUUACCACUCGGAGGGGGUGACGCAGGCUAUGCUGCUGAUGACGAGGAAAGACGUAGGCUAGGAGCAAGGGCUGGAGGAUGGAGUAUAGAAAUAAGCAGGAAGAGGGCACUUGAAGAAGCUUUUGGAAGCAUGUGGGUUUCUUAGAGACACAUUCAUGGAAGGUGUGACAUGCUUAUUAAAUUACAAGGGCAUGGAAAUUCUAGUAUAUCGUAAGUAAUUCACAUUGUCGUUGUAAUACAAAUGGUGUAGAAUGUAAGAUUUGUCACAUUUUUGUUUAGUUAACUAGUGCUUUAUAAUUACACAAUUUACACAUCCAUUGCCGACGACAGUGUCGCAACAUCUGUUCCGUAAGAAGUAUCAGUCAUUUGUUAUUGCGGGUUCGAUCUUUGGCAUCACUUAUUUACCAAAUUUGAGGUACUUCGAAGUACA